Diaporthe batatas is the source of this 588-nucleotide messenger RNA. RefSeq lists its product as uncharacterized. Lineage: Eukaryota; Fungi; Ascomycota; Sordariomycetes; Diaporthales; Diaporthaceae. The coding region runs from base 1 to 588 and encodes 195 amino acids. The transcript is spliced from 2 exons. Gene Ontology annotation, cellular component: mitochondrion; mitochondrial intermembrane space. The record is from RefSeq and is a predicted model, not a curated record.
AUGGCCGAGCAGCCGCCGGCGCAGCCCAGACUCACACCGCAGUUCUGCCUUUCAACAACUGUGUUGCGUGAUUUCCUGCGCCUGUCCCGAGGUGCGCUGGACGACUCCAUCACCCAGAGCCUCAACGCCCUCGUGACGCCCGCCGCCCGCGGCUUCGACCCCGCCUCCACCUCCCAGCGGGCCUCGAGACCACAGACCCGCGGGCACAUUGCACCCCGCUCGUGCCAGAACUUCAAGGACCAGGUUCUAUUUCCCACGUGGCAGGCCCGCACCGACGUCCUGAGCUACUGCGCGCUGGUGGCCACCAGCCCGGAUCCUGACGAUCCUGACGCCACAGUGGGGGAGGCAGAGCAGGAGAAGGACAGGGAGAGGCUUGUCGACGAGAGGCUUGACCCCUACUCGGCGCGCCACUUCCCUCGAGAGCCAAGGACAACUCAGCUGGCUUUGCUGUUGCGCCAGGAGCAGGGCGUGGAAAACAUAGUCAGGUCCAGGACAUGGGGCCUCGUUCGGGAGAGGUGCGGCGAACCGGCCGACAGCUGGGAGAAGGCCAUGGCGGAAUGGAGAGCCAGGAACGGCAACGGCGCAUGA